Sus scrofa (pig) is the source of this 1758-nucleotide messenger RNA. The record is from RefSeq and is a predicted model, not a curated record. NCBI's taxonomy places the organism in Eukaryota, Metazoa, Chordata, Mammalia, Artiodactyla, Suidae.
UACUGUAGAGCACAGGAAACUACAUCCAAGCUCCCAGGAUAGACCAUGAUGGAAAAGAGUAUAGACUAGAAUAUGUGGCUGAGUCACUUUUUUGCACUGCAGAAAUUGGCACGACAGUGUAGAUCAACUUAGCGCUGCUUUGCUAAGCUCCAGGGCAGGUGUGGGUCAAUGCCCUUCCUAGACUUUUAUGAAUUUCUCCAAGACGCAGGCACUUGGCCCCAGGUGCUGUCUGCUCGUCAUCUGUUCUCAAAAUAACAUUUCUCGCACUGUCUCCUCUCCCUUCUGAGCAGUGGAAAUUCUAGCAAACUUAAGGCAGAAAUCAGUAUGUAUGAAAUCACUGUCACAAUGACCAACUUGGUAUUAUCACCAAAGAACAAAAAAAUCUGGAAGAUAAGGGGCGGGUGGGGGCGGGGCACAUCCACGCGUGUGUGGCUGGCGCGUCUGAGUCGUGGAGCGGCCGUCUGCGGUCUCCCGCGCAGAUGGGUUCCGUGGCCUCGUGUCCCCGGCCCUGCCAUCGGUGAUCCUGCGCCAAGGCCCGCGAGGGGUCGCCGCCGAGAUUCCCAGCAGCCCACAAGCAAGAGCAGGGCAGCCCUCCCCUCGAGCGGCUCGUUCGUGGCCACCCAUGACCACUACCGCUGCCGCCUGGGCACGACUUGCAGUAACAGCUCCUGCAGCCGUGCCCAGUGCCCCGGAGAAGCCAUCCCCCGCCCCCCGGUGAGUGCAGUUCUGCUCCCCUUUGUACCGGGGGACUGUCGGGGGAGUGGGCUGCAGCAGCCUGACCUCACUCUGCUGCUCUCAGGUCUCCCCAAAGCUGACCCAGGACACUGGUGGGCUAGCUUCUUUUUCGGGAAGCCCACGCUCCCACUCCUGGCCAUGGUGCUGGAGUCCCCGGGCCCCUCGGAAUCUGCCGGGGCCUCCCCCACAGGAUCACCUGCGACCUGGCUCAGGAAGUGGUGGGGCAGCAGCAACCUGGCAGCCAGCCGGGCACACCCAACUGCAGGCCUCCAUCCUGAGCGGCCACCACCAGCUGCCACCCCCAGCUGCCAGGCUUCCUUCCAAGGCACUAGGCUCAUCAGAGCCCCUCCCCUCCACUCCCCUUCCUGAGACUAAAGGGCUGCAGCCAGAGGCAGCAGUUGGGUUCUUUAAUAACAAAACAGCACCAAAAAGAAAGUGAGAGAACCCGGCUCUUCACGAUCCCAAGCCACACGAGAGCCUUUCUGAUACCCCAUAACCCUGGGCCUCGCACCCAGUGGAAAACAAACAUGGAGCACCAAAAAAUAAAAAAUAAAUAAAUAAAAAAAACCUCUGGAAACCCCUGGACAAGAUCAUCAAAGGUCAUUCAUUCCACCUCCCUAGAGGGCACUCGAAGUGGAAUGGCUAAUUGUCUCCCCAACGUGGAUCCAUUGCUCUCCUUACACAUAAGCACCCCCCAAAAACUGCAUUGGUAUAGAAGUGUGCUAGGAAGAGCUUUGUUAACCUCCCCUCAGAGGGAAUAAGGAAGCUUCCCCUUGGCAUGACUGCCAGUUAAAUACACUAGAGCUUGUCACAUCAUGGAAGAAUGACAAAUGAGACUCGGUGAUACUCCUGGUGGCUAAGGUCUCGGGUGAGAAUCAGUUGUAAAGAGCUCUCUUAAUAGCCUGCAGCCAGAUAAUAUUAUCUUCUUAUGCAUUCAAGAACUCCAAGAAAAAAAAGCUUAAUUCAAGAGUAAGCUUCGUGGAGUUCCUGUCGUGGCUCAGUGGUUAACGAACCCGACCAGAA